AUGUGGAAUCGUCUCUCGCCAACCAAUUCCAAUAAACUGUUGCUCGAUCAUGGUAAUAAUAGCAAUAUUAUUAGCAAUAAUAACAAUAACAUUACCACCUCUAGCAACCCCAGUAAGGCCAGUGCUGCCAUUGCUGCCGCCUUCUCGGCCGCUGUUAGUCCUUCCAUUGUUGCAACCACCACAACCACCACUACCAAUAAAACCAAUACUACCAACAAUAACAAUACCACCACUACCAGUAGUAGCCAUAAGCUCAACAAAAUUUUAUCAAUCGAUAUGGAAAUACGUAUACAAAAUAAGUGUAUUUCAGCAUAGCGGAUCACUCUGGAGGGACCGGACCCCCCCUGGAUGCAAGGCAACCUCAAGGUGGCUUUUCUGGGGGCCUCCGGCGUUGGACGUACCAGUAUCCUGCAGCAAUUUUUCAAGCAUGAAUUUCCGAAGAGUCACAUCCGCACCAGCCGUCGCACUGUUUACCGCAGCUGUCUGGUGUGCGACACCUGCAUCCGGGAGCUGAUGGUGAUCGAUGUGCCGCCGCAGAGGCGUUUCCCCGCCGACAAUCUCGCCGAAUGGAACAAUGGCCACCCGUUGGGGCUGCGCACGGUGCACACCUACGUGCUGGUUUACGACAUGGGCAACCUCGAGACGUUCCAGUACUGCCGCAACAUGCGUGAUCAAAUUCUAGAGAGCUUUACACAUCGUGAUUUUAAAAUAAUGGUUGUGGGCAACAAAGUCGACUUGGUAUCCGAAACCAGUUCGAACACUCAGGAAUUAAAAGACAUUUCCACACUGGUCCGAAAGCACUGGCGUUGUGGCUAUGUCGAAUGUUCCGCAAAACACAACUACAAAAUUGGCGACAUUUUCAAAGAACUGAUGGGCUACCCUGUGUGCGGCAUCGCGCCCAAGUUGGAUUUCCCGCAAUCGAUUAGAACUAAAAACAAGUGCACUAUUCUCUAGUAGUAGCUGUAAGUGCUGGCUGGUUUCGAUUCCGGUCGGUAUGGUGAUUCGUGUCGCAGCAGCGGAAAUGUGAUUCAUGGAGUGAGAUUCGAAAUUUGAUUCACUGAGUAGGACUUUUGUCUCACGAGGGACUUGUGCUAGGAUUGGGAUAUAGGAUUCGUCGUUCGCUAUCGAGCCUAAUCAUAGUGUUUGUCGUAAUAAUGGAACAGUUAUUAUAUAUAGAUAUGGGCGAAAAAAAAAGUUGAUUAUUGAUACCUAGCUGUUUAUCUUGAACACGAGUGUCACACUUUUGUGUCACUUGCAGACUGUUUACGAUAUUAUAGUGAUACUACGUAAAGAGAGGAUGGACAUAUAGUUAAUAGCCCAUUAACAUACAGACAGUAUAAAAGGACCAACCGCAUUGAGAAAUGGAAGCAUAACAUUCGAGGAACGGAUGUGGCAUUUGUAACAGAAACAUGGUCGAGCAAAAAUACGAUUCAAUUGUAUAAGAUUAUUUCCAUAAUAGUUUGCUUCCAUUUCUAUAUGCUGUCUUGGUUCCGUCUCGUUAAACGAAAGCGCAAUUUUGGAAAUACGACGCACACAUCGGUUGCACUCAUUGUGGUGUAUCCAAAUACGUGGGGAGAUAUAUUUAAUGGAGCCACCGAAGAUAAAUUCAGAUUGAUAACAGUGCAUUGAAUGAUUUCCGAGAACAGCAAAGAUAAAGAUAGAAUUCAGUGCAUUUUUGGUUCUGUCGAUACAAAACGCUUUCAGGUUAAUCAAAAUGUUAGCAUAACAUUAUCCAAUUAUCCAUGAGUUGUUUUCAUGUAUCUGCCACUCGUGAUAACCGUUGAAUAACCUAGGUGGGAUCGACGGGCUUUCUAACAUUUCUGUUCCAAUUAACUAAAUAUACUCUUCAUGGAAAAGAAGAAAUUUGAGCCCAUUCUGUGCUUAUAUUAUGUUACGGAAACAUAAAUCUAUUAAGAUAACGUUUUGCAAAGUUUCGGUCAAUUAAUAUUCCGAUUUAUUCUUUCUAUUUCAAUUCACAUCACACUGAGUUCGACAAUUCAGGUCACUAGAAUAAAAAUCGGAGUAAAAUAAUACAAAAUAACAUGAAAAAACUUGAGAAAUACCCAUUAAUACCCAAAACUAAUCAUAAACAUUGCUGUUCUCGAGAGAUUUUGAACAAACGAAAAUCCCAUUCAUGAUACUUGAAAACAAAUACAGAAAAUGAAAAGCGAAAUAAAUAGUUUGAAAACAGAACAUACACGUUUGAAACAUUUAGAGACAAUAACCAGUAAAUCUAGUGAAUACCAAAAACUGAUAAAAUAUUUCCCAUAUAUUUGUGUUGCGGAGCUGACAUCGCUUCUAAUCGUUGCGUCCAUGAUUUUCAUUAACACGUCAAGCCCCUGUCGCUCCCUGGGGACAGACAUUGAAAUUUGCCUCUGGUUUACGCCGGUCCCUGUGAACUGAUAGUAAACCUUUCGUAAGAAAAGAGUCGGAACGGGAAGCGGCAGUAAUAAUGCUAGGAAAUGAUAUUUACAAUAGACGAAUUUCAUGCCAACUAGACUGUCCAUUGGCAGUACCAACUCAGAUUGCAGUAGAACAUUGUGGGUGUAAAGACAUUGGACAUUUAGGCAACUUUGCAUACCUGGAAUACCAAAAUUAGACGUUUUUUUCUUAAAGUUUUACAACAAAUUUUAAUUCAAAGCUUAUAAGACCUGCACAAUUUUGAGCAAAUAAUAAAAUAUAGGAAAUUGUUUAGAUCUUCAUGAAAAAAAAAUGAUAUAGUGGUUCUCAACUUUUCGUGAAAAGUGGUAGUUUUGCUCUUUAUCGCAAAACAUUAGGCCCGUAUUUUUUUUAUUUUUUCAGUAGGGUGACCAUUUCCAUUUAAGGGUUGUCCGAAAAAUCAACUUUUUCCUCCUUUUUCCAAAAAUGACUUUUUUAAAAAAUCAUAACUUUUGAACUACUGGACCGAUUCAGAUGAUCAAUACAUCAAAUUAAAGCCAAUUUUUGGAAUUUUUUGAAAAAAAUACUACACCAGCAGAUAAUUUGAAUUCUGUUCUCGUUAUUAUUGAUUGUAUUCGUUUUUUAUUGUUUUCAUAGGCUCGGGACCAAAGGCGUUAUAUUUUUUUCUGAAAAGCUGAGGAUUUUUCUCAUAACAUAUACCGAAACCAGAGGUGUGUUUUUUUUUCGUUUUUGAGUUAUGAUUUUUCAAAGUUAACCGAUGGUCCAAAUGACCCAUUUGCCAAUUAAUUGGAUUCUAGUCGCAUACAUCCAGUCAGUCGCAUAGAAAUAUUGAACGAAGACUGAAAACAUGUUAACUUUGGAAAAUCAUAACUUGAAAACGAAAAAUAACUCAUCUCUGAUUUUUAAUUAUGUUAUGUGAAAAGCCUCAGCUUGCAAGAAAAAAAUAUAAAAAAUAUAGCAUCCGUGGUCCCGAAACCAUGUAAACUAUAAAAAACUAAUACAAUAAAGAAUUACGAAAUCAAAAUCCGUUUUUUUUCGCAAGUCUAAUAUUUUUCAAAAAAGACUAUCUAAUUGGCUUCCAUUUUAUGUGUCGAUCGUCUGAAUCGGUCCAGUAGAUCAAAAAUUAUGAAUUUUUGUGUUGGAAAAAAGAGGAAAAAAAGGAAAUAUUUUACGAGCCAUCGGUUAACUUUGAAAAAUCAUAACUCAAAAACGAAAAAAAAACAUCUCUCUGGCUUCAACAUAUGUUAUGUGAAAAAUCCUCAGCUUUCCAGAAAAAAUAUAAAAAUAUAUAGCGUAUUUGGUCCCGAGACUAUGAAUACAAUAAAAAACGAAUACAAUCAAUAAUAACGAGAACAGAAUUCGAAAUUUCUGCAGGUAUAGUAUUUUUUCAAAAAAGACCAGAUUGGCUUUAACUUGAUAUGUCGAUCAUCUGAAUCGGCCUAGUUGUUAAAAAGUUCUGAAUUUUUGAAAAAAAAAGUCAUUUUUGGAAAAAAGAGGAAAAAGUUGAUUUUACGGACAACCCUAAAAUGGAAAUGGUCACCCUAAUGAAAAAAUAAAAAAAAUACGAGUCAAAUGUUUUGCGAUAAAGAACAAAACUACCAAUUUUCACGAGAACCACUAUAUCGGUUUGACAUGAAAUGGCUGUAUAUGAAUAGCCCAUAUAAUUACUAACAAGUCAUCCAUACAUGAGAAGAUGGGCACCUUUACAGGAAAAAAGUUUUUCUAACAACAACUUUUUCAUAUUUUCUUUAAAAAAAACCAAAACUAAUCCUAAUUUUGUUUAAAGUCAAGAUAGCGAUAUAGUUCGACAAAGUUUUAGAUAUUUUUGAAAUUUUAAAUUUGAUAUUUGAAACAUGGAAGACGACAACUUUCUUUCUUCUAUAGUUUCUAGGAUAUUUUCAUAUGGAGAGAUAAAAUAUAAAAAAAAUCUUGCUCAAAAACUAUAAGACUUACAAAAUUUUGGUCAGAAAAUGAAAUGUUAAAAAAAUGAAAUGUAAUGCUGAAAAAUCAUAGGAAUAGUCCAUAUAAUCACCAACAUGUUAUCCAUACAUCGAAUGAAGGGCACUACUACAGGCAAAAGAGAUUUUCUAACAAUAUCAUAUUCUACUACAUGUUCUACUACUUUACUACUAAUGUUUUACUCGUAACAUUUUUGUGUGUAAAUUAUUGCGAUUGACAUGUUCUGCAAACUUUUUUCUAUUUAGAAACAUGUCAUGAGCAUAUCGAAGGUGAGAAUUUGCACAUAAGAAGGUUCCAGGUGUAACAAUAUGUUUUCAUGAGUCUUCAUAUAAAAUACCAUAUAUCCUCGGAACUAUAAAAGACUAAAACUCGGAUACACUAUAUCGUUAUCUUGAAUUUAUCAAAAUUAGGAUUAGAAUUUUUUUGAGUAUUAACCCAUUAACGACCAGGCUGUAAAAAUAAUUUUAUUGACGAAUGCCAUUGGUGUAAUUUCGAUUAUUGACGCUAAAGAAAUCCCAAUGUUCAAGAAUUAUCUUCUAUUUUCCGAGAAAUGACUGUUCGAAAAAUCGAAGAUUGGCCGAAAUCCCCACUUUUUUUUUGCAAGUACAAACAUACUGUGAACUGAAAGUCACUACAAUUAGCAAAUAUACGGUAUUCAUAAAUGCAUCAAUUUCACAUUCUGGGACGAACAAGCACAGGAGGAUGGAGAUCUCUAAGUGUAAACUUAAAUUAAUCCACCUAAGAUGAGAUGUGAUAUUUCUUAUUUCAUGUAAUUUUAAUUUAUUACUGGUGGGCUUUUUCGUUCAAACGAAAGCAUAUGUUGUUAUUGAUAUUGUUGGCCGUGGAGAAAUGUAUAUGCUUAAGAAUUAUUUCUUCUCAAUCAUCCAUUUCCCGAAAAAUCGAACAUUUUCUAAAAUCUGCAAAGUACCAAAAUGAUGCGACCUAUUGUUGGGUAGUUAUUACUCGGUCCAGCGAAAAAAUAUUCACACCAGUAAUCUCAUUAGAAUCCUUGUUACACGUACUGAUCGUUUCUGCCAGCUCCUGCCCACACGAAAUUCUACGGGCCGCCAUCAUCUAAGGUUUUGACGAACAAAAAAACAUACAGAUUUUCAAUAAUAUUUGCCAAAUUAUCGAUAUUUGCAAACAUUCACAAUUGAAAAAAGUCUUCCAAAGUAAACGAACCAAAAAGCGCUGCGAAAGUUAGAUGCGUUGGUAUUAAUUCAUCAGAAAAUAAAUGUUCGUUAUGGCCACCGUUCGAUUUUUCGAAUACUCAAUUUUCCCGGCUGUUAUUUUCUUGUAGGAGGCUCAAUCGAAUGAUUUUUGCUCUAUAUCGCAAUGUAUGUUCUUUUAUCAAAGCAAUACUGUAGAAAAGUUCUAAUAUUUUUAUGUUUCAUUAUGGUUUUUAAUUAAAACUAAAAACACCUUCCAAACAUACUUGCUUUAAAUCGAAUUUAUUGCCCAAUAAAGUUACAUGAAAUUGAAUGAACUUGAUAGUAAGUGGUAGCUAAUAAAUUAAGCUAUCUUUUGGUGCAAAAACAUUACCAUAUGGUUGGUUUCCAAAGACAUAGAAAAUGAUCAAAGUCGCUGUUCGAUUUUUCGAACGCUUGGCCUAAAACGGGUUAAUGAAAAAAUUCGUUUAUGAGAAAAUUUUUUUUUUAAAUUUGGUAUUUUAUGGAAAUUUCAACUAUUUUGCACAUUGUAUUCCUAUUCAAAAUUUUGUAGGUCUUAUAGUUUUUAAGUUAGAAAUUUGUGCAAAAAAAUAAGAAAAAACCUUUGGCCCUUUUCAGAGAGAGGUCCAUUUUUUUGGAAUUUCAAGUAUGCAAAGUUGCUUAAAUGUCCAAUGUCUUCACACCCACAGCGUUCUACUGCAAUCUGAGCUGGUGCUGCCAAACCCUAAGAAGAGUUGGCAUGAAAUUUGACAAUAGGCUCCUGUUAAUCCGCGAGGGCCGACACGGUGCCAGACAGAAAAUGCAUUGUCGGUCCCCCAGUCGGCUAGAGCUUAACGGAGCAAUGCACCCACUGUUGCUUACUGUUUGUUAAACUUCCGAUCAUUGAAAAGAAGAAAACAAUAGCCGCGGAUUGUAACAAGGUGAAAUUAUUCAUCAAUUUUUUAUUUCCAGCGCUACAUAAAUUGCAUUCAUAGAAUGCUAACUAAACAUACAAAACAACACAAUCGUAAGAACGUGCACACAUCACAAAUGCUUACACGCCUGUUUGAGUGAACAUUAUUGAGAGAAAUUCUCGUUUGUCGUAAGGAAAAAUGCCAAUAUAAGUGUGUUAGUGAGCCUCAAUAUUAUACAUUUGUCGCUAGUUGUUGAAAAAAAAUCAAAUCUGGAAAGUCGAUCGAAGCUAAAGUAUCGAAUUCACAUCAUUUAAAAAAACGGAAACAAACUUGAAGCAAAUGCCGUUGCUUCCAAAGAGCCUAAUAUUUAUAUUGUAAAUAAGUUCGCAGCAGCUCGUUGCUGAUUCUAUGUGCAGUUUCGCUUUUUUGAACGAAUUCAAACGAUGAGAAAAACCAACGAAGACUCCCCUACAGCCGGUUGAUCGUCAAAGAUAAAUUGUGAUUCUGAAACAACCAAAGCUAACCUAAAACGGACCAAACCAUAACUAGAACUUACGAUGCACAAACUAACACCUCUGAGAUGCCUUUUUCUGUUUCCUGCUGUCGAUAUCAAUGUUCAAGCAUCAAUGUGUACGUGUAUAUGGAUCGUUCUAUAGAUGAUUGUCCCAUGAUCCCACCGUCUCUUUCCAAGAAGCCCAUCACGAUUGUAUCAUAUCAAACGCAACCUCAAAACAUUAUUGUACGCUUUUCCUGCACAAAUGGGAUGCUGUCGAUCUAUGUAUUUACGUGUAGAAGUAUGUGUCCGAAACAAAAAUCAUUGUAUUGCGGGGCAAGAUACGACUCCAUUUGAUCCGCUAAGCUAUAGGGGUAGUCUUCGUUAUAACGUGCCGUGGAUAUUAUACGGUUCAUUGCAAUAGUUUUAUUGUUACAUAGGACUUAUUUCAGAAUGGAAAGUACGUUUGUUAUCAUUGAGUAGUGAUUAUUGAAAU
Messenger RNA from Toxorhynchites rutilus septentrionalis, 7410 nucleotides. RefSeq names its product ras-like protein family member 10B. Gene Ontology annotation, molecular function: GTPase activity; GTP binding. The record is from RefSeq and is a predicted model, not a curated record. Lineage: Eukaryota; Metazoa; Arthropoda; Insecta; Diptera; Culicidae. The transcript has 5 exons.